Priapulus caudatus is the source of this 2584-nucleotide messenger RNA. RefSeq names its product adenosine 3'-phospho 5'-phosphosulfate transporter 2-like. Lineage: Eukaryota; Metazoa; Priapulida; Priapulimorpha; Priapulimorphida; Priapulidae. The coding region runs from base 427 to 1641 and encodes 404 amino acids. Gene Ontology annotation, cellular component: endoplasmic reticulum membrane; Golgi membrane. The transcript has 11 exons. The record is from RefSeq and is a predicted model, not a curated record. Gene Ontology annotation, biological process: transmembrane transport. Gene Ontology annotation, molecular function: 3'-phosphoadenosine 5'-phosphosulfate transmembrane transporter activity.
ACAUAGACUCUAUGAGCCAUACUGACAUAGCGCGGCCGUGCAUGCACAAAUACACAGUAAUAAUACUAAUAGUAAUAUAUAACUAUAUAUACAGCUCUAUAUCACUCUGUAUUUGUUCAUGCACAAUGGCUUGCGCGCUAUGUGUUGCAGCGGUAUAUUGUUGCAGCCUCGUUUCUGAGCUUUGUGCAGCUGCACAGAGGUACUUUGUCAUCAGGAAGCUGUUUUGGAAAGGUGGUGCUGUUGACAUUGUCGAACCCCCAGGCUAACUCUAAUAGCUAUGCGAGAUACUCAAUCACUGAUACUGGAAAUGAAACGGAUAUAUUAGUACGACUACAGCUCACCCCCUGACACAACCAGAUCACUCUUUGUUAGUAGGCAAAUAAUGACUAAAUUAUUUGGACUAACAUAUGGACUACUACUAGUAUUAUGACGCUGAAUGACAUCUAUGAUCAGAGCAGCAUUGUGAAACAUGGUGCACCUAAUAAGGAUGUAAACAAUGCUCAGAAUAAUGAAACGGUGAUAUCCAUUGGCAUCAGCACGGCGGUGGAUGCAGUGCCGCCCACACCUCCUCUAGUUAGAAUAUUGUGCCUCAACCUAACUCUCUUCCCAAGCUGGCUUCAGUUCGUUGCAUGUUCUGUCGGAGUCUUUAUCUUCUACCUGCUCUAUGGAUAUGUUCAGGAGUUGAUAUUUCGUCUCGAAGGCUUCAAGCCAUAUGGCUGGUAUCUAACUCUGGUGCAGUUUGGUUUCUACACUCUGUUCAGUUACUGUGAGCAAUUGCUAGGAAGAUGUCGCCGAAGUCAGAUACCGAUGCGAACAUACCUUCUCAUCGCCCUGCUUACAGUAAGCACGAUGGGGCUGUCGAACAGCUCCCUGGGUUACCUGAACUACCCUACACAGGUGAUCUUCAAGUGCUGCAAGCUGAUACCGGUGCUGCUGGGAGGCGUCGUGAUACAGGGUAAAAAAUACGGCUGGCUGGAUCUUCUCGCUGCCGCGUGCAUGAGCGCUGGUCUUGCUCUCUUCACCCUUGCUGACAGCCAUUUGACUCCAAACUUCAACCUAACAGGUGUUGCACUUAUAUCAUUGGCACUGUGUGCUGAUGCAGUCAUAGGAAACGUACAGGAGAAGGCCAUGAAAAUGCACCACGGCAGUAAUACAGAGAUGGUGUUGUAUUCUUAUGGCAUUGGCUUCGUCUACAUCCUGGUUGGCUUGACGAUUACAGGACAGCUGUUCGAAGCUGCAUCAUUCUGUGCUGAGCAUCCGUGGGAGACGUACGGAAACGCGGUCGUGUUCUCACUGACCGGAUAUCUCGGUGUCAACGUAGUGCUGACGAUGGUGAAGCUGUUUGGAGCUCUAGCAACAGUGACCGUGACAACAUUCAGGAAAGCUCUCACGAUCAUGCUCUCCUUUGUGAUAUUCGCAAAACCGUUCACUUUCCAGUAUGUCUGGUCAGGACUGAUCGUGCUGCUAGGUAUCUAUCUGAAUGUCUACAGCAAGAACAGAGACAAGGCGAACGUGAGUGCGACGCUGCUGCGGGUCGGUGGUGCCAUCUGUGGAGCACUGCGGAGAGCGAUAAACACGCGCUUGAAUGCAAAGUCUGUGGUAGGGCAUCCGCGGUUGAAAACGAUCGCUCAAACGGUGUGAUGUCCGUUACAAGAUUGUGAUAUUAUAGUAGUUUAGAUUAUGUGCAAGUGAUUGUGCUUUCAACAAACAAGUGGGGUGCGGGCAACCUCUGCCUUGAAGUGAGUGUCAAGGUUGAAUAAGAUUAGUGAAGGUUAGUGGUGCAAAAUAGGAUGGGAUUGGGUUGGUAAUCGUUUUGAUCAUUUACCUUCUGAGAAUCCUGGCCCCCACCCCAUGACUUACAUAGUGUGGUUACAUGGUUUUGUAACCAUGUAAGGUUUAAUAUAAGCUAGGGAGUUCGAUCAACAGCUAAAGUGCAACAGAUGUAUUAUUAUGUGUUAUCAAUUCACAGUUUGUUUAGAUUGUUUUCCAUUGUUUUUCUUUAUUCGUGCUGAAACUAUUGUGCCUUGCAUCUCCUGAAAUUUAUUCAUCUAGCCACACUGCUUGUUGUUGGGUGAGAAACAGGCAAAAACUCCUCAGAACUGCUUCUGGCAUUUGUGUAUUUUAAACGGCUAUAUAUAUAUAUAUAUAUAUAUUAUUAUAUUAUUAUUAUAUAUAACUACUGUAUUAUAAUUUCUGACUAUCUCAGAAUGUUGGUAUCGUUUAUACACGCACAUGGCAUUAAUCAGUUCAGUGCAAUAUAAGAUAUUGUUUCAGAGAGCAAGGCAAAUUGAUGGUUGGUGCAUAACUGUUUUAUAGUAUGUUAACAGUCUAUUCUCGUAAUACUGCUGUACGUCUUACGAUAAGUGUUGCGUUUCAUAAGUGCCUUUAUAUAUAUAAAUAUAUGGAUAUAUCCAUGUAUGUGAAGAACAUCAAAAAAACGACAUCAUUGAUCUCAUAUUGACAUAUUUCUGAUUGUCAUCGAGUUCAACUAAGAAAUAUGACUUAAAGAUCGCUUCCUUGUGCUUGUUAUAUUUUUUGCACUUCUGUGUUUAUGUGCGUGGCAUUAAAAUGCAUUUUCUACAAG